Messenger RNA from Acanthopagrus latus (yellowfin seabream), 2419 nucleotides. Its product is annotated as chemokine-like receptor 1. Gene Ontology annotation, biological process: inflammatory response; complement receptor mediated signaling pathway; phospholipase C-activating G protein-coupled receptor signaling pathway. The transcript has 2 exons. The coding region runs from base 257 to 1372 and encodes 371 amino acids. Gene Ontology annotation, molecular function: G protein-coupled receptor activity; complement receptor activity. NCBI's taxonomy places the organism in Eukaryota, Metazoa, Chordata, Actinopteri, Spariformes, Sparidae. The record is from RefSeq and is a predicted model, not a curated record. Gene Ontology annotation, cellular component: plasma membrane.
CUCAAUUAUCAUUGAUAAAAAUGCUGUUGACAGUUUCCUAGUAAUGUGAUGUAGGGUGAAGGGAGGAGACACUUAGGUAUAGAACCAACCUGGACAUGGGGAAGUAGGGUGUUGUGCAUGAGGAUCCUCCUUAAUUUGGGCAAUGACAUCAACACUACUCCCAUGUUAGUCUGUAUAAAUCAGUCAGAUGGAUUACUUCUGCAUCAGAUUGAUCCCCAUCUGACUGGAGAGCUCUGAGAAAGGUCUCAAGACAAUAAUGGAGAUGAAUGCUACGCCUUCUGUUCAAAUCAAUGCAACAGAUGUGUAUGAGGACUAUGAGCAUUUCGAUGAGUAUCUUGAGCUGAGAAAGUCCCUCCACAUCAUGUCUCUUGUCGUUUACUCACUGACCUUCAUUCUUGGCGUGCUUGGAAACGGAGUGGUAAUCUGGGUGACCGGCUUCAAGAUGAAGAAAACCGUUAACACAGUUUGGUUCCUCAAUCUUGCUGUGGCCGACUUCCUCUUCACGGCAUUACUGCCUCUGAGUGUGACAUACCUGGCUCUGGAUUUCCACUGGCCUUUCGGCAAGUUCAUGUGCAAGCUGAGCAGCACAAUGAACUCUCUGAACAUGUUUGCCAGCGUCUACAUUCUGGUGGUGAUCAGCGUGGAUAGAUAUGUGUCUGUGGUGUGGCCUGUCUGGGCCCAGAACCACCGAAAUGUCCGCAGGGCUUCCUUUGUCUGUUUGGGUGUUUGGGUACUUGCUCUGAUUGUCAAUGUUCCAAACUUCGUCUUCAGGGACACGGCUCCAUCAUUUGUCAGUGAGGACACUGUCAGCUGCUUCAACAACUACGCUCUCAUUGAUUAUUUUGAUGAUUAUGACAAAGUGGCCGUGGACCGGCUGCGAAAGCUUCGUCAUAGGGCCGUCACCAUCACCCACUUCCUCCUGGGAUUUGUUAUCCCCUUCACUGUUAUUGUUUUCUGUUAUGUUGUAAUAAUCUACCGCCUCAGGAGAAACAGCACCCUUGCCAGCCAGUCAGGCCGAGCCUUUAAGAUCAUCGCUGCUGUUAUCAUCACUUUUUUCCUGUGCUGGGUUCCUUAUCACAUCAUGGCUCUAAUUAACAUGGUAAAUUACACGGCUACAAAUGAAAGCCCAAUGUUACACCAUGUCAUCAUUGCCGGGAUCCCUAUAACUAGCAGUCUGGCCGUCAUCAACAGCUGCGUGAACCCGCUGCUGUAUGUUUUCAUGGGCCAAGAUUUCAAGGAUAAAGUCCGCAAAUCCAUCCUGAAUGUGCUGGAGACCGUCUUCCAGGAAGACUCCUCUGGAUCUCAAGCUGAUACAAAGUCCACGGAGACCAGUCAUAGCAAGGACAGGUCAACUCUUAGUACUGGGGUGUGAGACUGUCCAUGAGAUAACUAAACAAAUACCAAAACUGUACAACUGUAACUGAAUUUUUUUCAUCUUUUUUUUUUUUUUUUCAAAAUUUUCUCUUGGAAAAAUUUCAGUUUGAUUGAUAGGAACUGACCCUUUAAUGGAAACGGACACUUUAGUGAUUGGCUAAGUGGUCACAUUUAAUCUUUCAGAGCAAAUGCUGCUCCAGGUGCAGUCUUGGAGUUAUAGACUUAGUGCAUAUGCAGUGCCAUGUUUUGGGCAAAAGAACCCAGCAGUAAUGUGCCAAAUCAAUACAAUUUAAAUUUGUGCAAAACAAGCAACCAUAAACUUUGAUGACAAAGGAAAAAAGUGCUCUUUUUAUCUGUUAUGACCAGCCUGGUUGUUUAAAUCCCAUGAUUGUAGACUGUAUUUGUGUCAUUUUGGCAUUUGACUGUCCCUACAGAAGCCUCCUCUUGGUUGAUAGGCACCAGUUUCAGGUAUGGGUCUUGUAAUGAAAUAUAGUAAGUACAGGAAUUUUCACAUGGUAGAACAUCACAAAAUAUUUAUCUGAUCUACUUUGGUCUGCAUACAAAAUAAAUGUUUAACUGAAUUUAGAUUUCUACAUAUUUACCACAUUCUUCGAUCAACAUCUGUUGUAUAUUCUUACUGUAAGGAAAGGCUGUUUAAGCCAAAUAAAUACAUAUAGUAGUUCUAAUGUAAGUAAAAGCUGCAUUUACUUGGCUAAGUUUACAAUUUUGGUCCUCUUUGUUAUGUUCUUGUUUAUAGUCUUUCGUCAUUAUAUUCCUGUACCAGCAGAGGGAACUGUUCCACAUGAUUAAGUACACUUAAGUCAGGAUUUGUGAACAUGUAAAUAUUUAUCAUAGAACUAUCAGUAACUUUUACAGCAUUGUGUGUCAUUCCCUUUUAUUUGUGAUUUGAGAUAGAUGGAAUAGUUAACAUGUAAAUAUAAAUCUUUAUUAAUGGUGUAUGCAAUAUAUUCUUAUAAUCCUCUGUCCUUUUAAAAAAAGUUAUGUAUGAUAUGAUCUUAUAAUAAAGACAUAUUGAAUCAAAAAA